CUCUCUGCACGUCUCCUAUAGCCGAUAUGGUAAACAAACAAGGCCCCGCUGAGGAUUCACCUGGGAUUCUGUUUUCUCGCUUCAGUUACCCGAAGUCUAGAAAAACCUUUCCUUAUCAAAUAUAGUAGCCUACGAAUGAAAAACAUGCUAGCUCUUGUUUAGAACUGAGUUUGCUUUCAUUCAUAGCGAUUAAAACUGGUCUAACCAAUCUAACGGCAUGAGGGGGUGUGGCUCAGUACUGAAACUAUUUAUGAAACUGCACAAAGCAAAGCAGCAGAAAGUUUCUGAACUUCAGCAGCAUUAGAAACUCUGCGCAGUACAACCCAAACAUGGCAGGCAACAAGCCCAUCAGGAGAAAUGAUGAAGUUUUGAGGAUUGUAAUGGUGGGGAAGACUGGCAGUGGGAAGAGCGCCACAGGAAACACCAUUCUGGGACCAGACUUCUUAACAUCUAGGUUCAGUUCUAAGUCGAUAACUGUUCACUGUUCUAAAGCUGAAGCUGUGGUGGAUGGGCAGAAGGUUGCAGUCAUUGACACCCCAGGCCUCUUUGACACCACCUUCGGCAUGGAUAAAGCAGCUAAAGAUUUUUCCCAGUACAUCGGUUAUGCUUCUCCUGGACCUCACAUCUUUCUGGUGGUCAUCAGGUUGGGCAGAUACACUGAAGAGGAAAUGCUGACGGUUCAGAAAAUUCAAGAAGCCUUUGGCCAGGCAGCAGACAAAUACAGCAUGGUUCUCUUUACUGGUGGGGAUCAACUUGAGGACACGUCUAUAGAGGAGUUCUUGGGGGGAAACUUAGAGCUGCAGGAACUCGUGGCCAGAUGUAAUGGCCAGUACCACGUCUUCAAUAACAAGAAGAAGGACCGAGCUCAGGUCACCGAGUUGGUCAUGAAGAUCAGAUGUAUAGUUCAGAAGAAUGGAGGAAGCCACUAUACCAAUGAGAUGUUCCAAAAGGCCGAGAGAGAAAUCGAGGAGGAGAAACAACGAGUCCUGAAAGAGAAAGAGGAGCAAAUACGCAGAGAAAGAGAAGAACUGGAGAAGAAAAUCCAGGAAAAAUAUGAGAAAGAGAUGAAGAAAAUCACUGAACAACUCCAGAAUGAGAGACAGAGGGAAAGGAAAGAGAGAGAGGAGGAAAGGAAGAGGGAGACUGUGGAGAGGCAAAGGCAGCUUCAAGACAUGAGAACAUUACAGGAACAGCAUCAAAGACAAGCUGCAGAGGCCCAACGAAGACUAUGGGAAGCCCAACAACAAAGGGCCAGACAUGAAGCUGAAAUUGUUGUGAAAACAUGUAGAAAAGUGAGCAAGUGUUUUAUAAUGUGAUUUAUUCAGUGAAAGCCACUCUGUGGUCUUAGUGGAGUAAAUAAUGUCAGUCAGUGUCAUGGUAACCAAAUUCACACAUUAGGAAAUUCUAAUCAUCUGAGUAUCUGAGUCAAUUAAACUGGAAUAUCAGUCAUUUAACAUGAAUGCCACAUCAAACGUGUGACACUGUAAAGUCUGUAAACGGCUCUGUGGAUGUGAGUUUGGAGUCUAAAACUGUUGCUGCUGAAUGAAGGUAAAGAGAAGAAGACGCCUAACCCAUCCAUGUACCAACAACAUUACUGUAAUGAGGGGUUUUAUAGCCACUAGACUUCUUCAUGAAAGCUUUUAAAAUCACAGAUUUCAGCUAGCUGUUGUUAUUCCAGUAUUUACGUUUGUCCAGAUGUUCCAAGAGUUUGUCAGGUACAUGUUAUGUUAAAUCUCCAGUGAUUUAUUAUCAAAUUUAUACUCAGGUGAGUCUAACUGAAGUCUGUACUGUAUCAAUAAAGCUGAGCUGUGAUCUCUUGUCGUGGAUGUUUCAGAUAAAACCCAAACAGUCAGACAGAAUCAGUAAUCCUGUGUAAACAUCGAGCUGUGGUUAAACAUCUGUUUUCCUGUAAGUUGAUCACCACACUGAACAGUUUCCUCUUAAUGAUCAGUGAGAUAGGUGUGACGGAUACUUAGACUCCAGAAAAUAGAGCUGAUACAACGUUUUACCUUCAGUUUUAUGAAUGAAGCUGCAGUUCAGUCAGUGUCCACAUGGAGGAGCCAGAGCUCUGCACUACCACCACACGUCAACACACUCAACACAUUCAUCAAAACUUUAAAACACCCAAAUAAUU
Molecule: messenger RNA, 2134 nt
Organism: Oreochromis niloticus (Nile tilapia)
Lineage: Eukaryota; Metazoa; Chordata; Actinopteri; Cichliformes; Cichlidae
Product: GTPase IMAP family member 4-like
Exons: 2
Coding region: 330-1316 (328 amino acids)
Molecular function (GO): GTP binding
Source: RefSeq, a predicted model, not a curated record